AUGUCAAAUCAAGGCUCAAAGAACCUUAAAACAUUUACCUAUCAGGAUUCUUUACCAAGGCUUCCAAUUCCCUCACUAGAAGAAACUACCACCAAAUACCUACGUUCACUUCGUCCACUUAUUUCAAAACAGGAACUUGCGGUGGUUGAAGAACAAGUUAAAGAUUUUAUAAAGCCAAAUGGACUGGGUAAUCUGCUUCAACAAAGAUUAAUUGAUAUUGAUAAUAUCGCACCUGAUAAUUGGCUUGACGAUACAUGGUGGAUAAAAAAAGCCUAUCAAGAAUGGAGAGUUCCUUUGAUUAUUAACUCUAAUUGGUUUUUUAUGUAUAUUGAUGACUCGAACACUCCUGGUGAAUAUCUCGCUUCUCGUAAUGAUACUAGAUUCAAAGGAAUAUUCUCAGAAUUUCAAGUUAAAAGAAAUGUCACACGUUCUUAUCCUUUAUGUAUGCAUCAAUACACACGUGCUUAUGGUUUGACUCGUAUCCCACAACACGGUUGUGAUGCGUUAAAUCAUACAAAACAUCCGAAUCAAUUCAGACACAUUAUAGUUACUGCAAGGAAUCAAUAUUAUAUUUUAGAAUGUUAUGAUGUCGAUGGGAAUAGAUUGAGUGAUGGUGACAUUGAACAGCAAAUUUGGGAAAUAAUUAACAAUGUUUUACAAACAGAAUAUGAUCCUCCAGUUGGAAUACUCACAGGAGAUGAUCGUGAUAGUUGGACCGUGGCGCGUGAACAUUUACUUACACUUUCUCCACAAAAUCGCGAGACAUUAAAUUUGAUCGAAAGUGCAUUAUUCGUUGUUAAUUUAGAUGAUUAUUCGUCCGGUGACAAUCUAGAUCAAUUUCUUGGAAACAUAUUCCAUGGAAAUGGCUAUAAUCGUUGGUUUGACAAGUCAAUGUCUAUAAUAGUGGAAAGUAAUGGAGUGGCAGGUAUGCAUGGUGAGCAUUCUCCAUGUGAUGCAUUAGUAACAGCAUUUAUCGCUGAAUGGACGCUCAUAGAACCAACUGAUUUGGAUGCAAAAAUCUCGGGCCGAAAAAUUCCAUCGCCACGUAGAAUCAGAUUUGUCACUAAUCAACAAACACUUAAAUUCAUUCAAGAUGCAGAAAAACGUAUAUCACAAGUUAUCGCUGAUUCUGAUGUUACUGUAUUACACUCUUCAGAAUACGCCAAGUGUCCUCCGGAUGCAUAUAUUCAAAUGGUUAUUCAAUUAGCAUAUUACAAACUUCACAGAAAAGUUGUCCCAACUUAUGAAACAGGUUCAACUCGACAAUUUAGACAUGGCCGUACUGAGACCAUAAGAACAUUGAGUGCGGAGAGUAAGGCUUUUGUUGAAGGAAUGGAAAACAAUUCUUUAUCAACAAAAGAAAAAUAUGGAUUAUUACAAGCAGCAGUAAAAGCACAUAGUGAAUAUACUCGAGAUGCAUCAAAUGGAAAAGGUUGCGAUCGUCAUUUACUUGGUCUUAGGCUAUUGCUAAAAGAAGGUGAAUCUCAUCCAUUAUUCCAACAUCCUAUUUUUGCAAAAAGUCAAGAAUGGUUAUUGAGUACAAGUG
Molecule: messenger RNA, 1546 nt
Organism: Entrophospora candida
Lineage: Eukaryota; Fungi; Glomeromycota; Glomeromycetes; Entrophosporales; Entrophosporaceae
Source: the annotation of a GenBank genome assembly